GAAAAGCGUCAUUAGUUACAGAGGUUGUUUUCCGGUUGCUUUGACGAGGCAUCCAUCCAUCGGGGGACGAAAGGAUCAUUUUACAGAGAGAGAAGAUAUUCUGUGGUAUCCUGCCAACAUAAAGAUGACUGCAGGUUCAAUUGUGGCACCACAAAUCAUACCUUUAAGAGUCCCCAUCCCUGGGAGGGCAAAAAGUCAGAUUGACAGCAAUACACCAAUUGAAAUAAAAUCAGAUACGCCAGAUGUCACUAUCUACUACACUUUGGAUGGCACUAAACCCGAGGCAACAAAGAGACCAGGCUAUGGAGAAAACAGCACUGUGAAAUACCAGAACCCAAUUACACUGCCUGAUGGAAAAGUAGUAGUUAAGGCCUUGGCUGUCACCAGUGACGGCAGGGAAAGUGCAGUUGUCACCAAGUGCUUUCUUGUGGAGUAUGUGGAACCUGAACCCCUUUCUCUAGAAGAUGAUGAAGAAAACUUCCUCAAGGAUUAUGCAAAACAGAUUCAGGACUACCAAGAAAACCUUGAUGCCAGUGGACGGCAGAGAAAGAUGAACAGGGGAAUAGAAAUGGCUUGGAAUGAGACAGCGCGGAAAUAUCAAGCUUUGAAGGUGACUGCAAGUAGCACCCCCAAGACCCCCAAGGGCCCCCGUUUCCUUAACAGUCGGCUUGGUACACCUUCUCAAAGCCAAGACAUAACGUCAGUCCUUCACACACAGAGGUCACAGACUGCAACUUCUGGAGAUGCUUCUCGGAAACUGUUAACAAGCACGCAGAUUCUGAGAAUCCAGAGAGAAACCGAUUUCCUCAGGUGUGCACAUUGCCUGGCUCCUCGUCCCACAGACCCCUUUGCCCGUUUCUGCCAAGAAUGUGGUUCGCCGAUGCCACCUGUUCCAGGGCAGAGACUGCCACCUCCUGAAGGAGCCCAGCUGGGUCUGUGUAUUGAAUGCAAGACAAUGGUGCCGGUGAAUACACCUACUUGUAUUGUUUGUGAAGCUCCCAUCCCUCCUCAGCUGCAGCCACAAGCGAGCAUCCGGCUGAAGGACAAGAUCAUAUGUAGUUCUUGUGGAACAGGAAAUCCUAAUAACCUCCAAUUUUGUGUCAUCUGUGAGAAGAAGUUAGAUGAAUCACAAUCACAUCCUGUAUUCUGUGGAGAAUCUGCUCCUCCUGUGCCCAGCUCAGACAACAAGAUGGUGUCCUGCUCCAAGUGUGGCCGUAUCAACUCUGGCAGUGCCCGCUUCUGUGACUGGUGUGGCUCCAGGGCUGCUCCUCCCGUGAGCUACAUGACUUGCUCCAAGUGUGGGGCCAAUGCUCAUCCCUAUGCCCACUACUGCAGCUCAUGUGGAGUGUAUUUGGAGGCACCCCCCAGGGUGAACACUCAGAAUGGCAUGACCUUCAGCUCAGCUCUCGCCCAGACAGAGACAUUGGAGCAGCAGGACAGCACUGGCAACUGGCAACCUCUGACAAUUCAACUGCCAGAUCCCAAAGGGGGGCAGACAAAGAAAGUGAGCCAACAGACCCAAACUGUGGGACUUUUUUACCCAUCAUGCAAAACACUUGAAAAAAGAGAAGAUGAGGUGGUUCAGCAGAAGGAAAAGUUGGAACAGAUGAGCGACCGCAAGCCUCUCCUCACAGCGAUCAGUCCCGGCCGAGGAUACUGGAGAAAACAAGUGGAUCAUAUCUGCGCUCAUUUUAGAUGCUACGCUCAGAACAACACUGAGUUUCGAGCUCUGAUUGGGGAGCCUCGUCUGGGUAAGAUGAUAUCUGCAACUGUCCAUGAAGAUAAUUAUGAACUUAGUCUACGGAUAAAUUUUGUCCUGGCUGGAAAUAAGGGCUUCUUGGGAGGAAAACCAGCCAAGCUGUCGGAGAAUAACUUCUUGAGCAGUGUGACUGAGGGAAGAAACGGUCUAUACAGCAGUCAAAGCAGUCUUGUAAGUGAGAACAGCGAGACGGCUAGCACCAGGAAGAAAAAGAAGGCAAAGAAGACAAGAAAGAUACUGGAGAGAGAAGAUAAAUUACCACCCGAGGACAGGCAGCUUCUUAAAGAAGUGGGUCCUGAUGGCAAGGGAAGAAUCUCAGUUGUGGAGGAGCUACUAGAUGAAGGUGCAGAUCCCAACUGCAUGAACAAUGAUAACCGCCCUGUUUUAACAGUAGCUGUGCUUGGUCAACAUCAUGAAGUCAUUCCUGUUCUUAUCCAGAAAGGUGCAGACAUUGAUCAGCAGUCUGGACUAGUAAGUAAUACUGCUCUACAUGAAGCGGCUGCUUUAGGAAACCAGGGCCUGGAAUGCACUGAAACUUUACUUGGGUGCAAUGCAAGUAUCAAAAAGAAGAACGACAAAGGACUAACAGCAUACGACUUGGCUGUGAAGACCGGCAGUGACAAGCUUAUUUCUUUGUUUGCUUCACAAAUGGGCCAGGGAAUGCUAAACAGACUUUCCAAAAAUCAAAAGUGAUAAUAUAGGUAGCUCAUGGUGAUUUUUGUAUUUUUGAGGUAAUGAAAAUUAUUUUACAGGAGCUUAUGUGUAAAUUUUCUUCUCCAAGUGAAACAAUAAUGUAACAACCAUGACAUAUCUGCUUAAACCAUCAGUAAUGACUCAAGAAUGGCAGUUAUUGAUUGUCUAGAACUAAACCGUUUUACCUUGUAAUUUUUCUGAGAUUUGUUGUUAAUGAGGUCUGGCCAAUUAGCCCUUCAUACUUUUCAAUUUUUUCUUCUGGGGAGCACUAUUAUUCUCUUCCAGUUAUCCAAAGUCAUGCUGGAAUCAUGAAACAAGAACUUCUGUAGUUGUCCCCCUGUGUUCAAAUUUAAAACAAAAACAACCUCACAUGAUUUUUCAGUUUUCCAUUUUGUGAGCAAAAAAAAAAAAA
Molecule: messenger RNA, 2864 nt
Organism: Polypterus senegalus (gray bichir)
Lineage: Eukaryota; Metazoa; Chordata; Cladistia; Polypteriformes; Polypteridae
Gene: dzank1
Product: double zinc ribbon and ankyrin repeat domains 1
Exons: 21
Coding region: 125-2452 (775 amino acids)
Biological process (GO): eye photoreceptor cell development
Molecular function (GO): protein binding
Source: RefSeq, a predicted model, not a curated record